CGUGGGAGGACUGUCACUAUUCCUCAGACCAAGUAAAAGACUGUGCUGUUGGGGGCAGGACUGACAAUUGGGUGGUUGCAUCCUCAGGAGUAGGACUUCUGGCCCACGCUGCGAAAGAUCUCAGAGUUCUGAUUGUUCUGCUCUCUAAACAACCCUGCGAGGUGACCGUAAUAUCUUUUCUGCACUCACACCAUGACCCUGAAAAGUAUUGGAUUCUUCUUAUUCCUUCUUGGUUGUCUGAGAGCUGCUGAAGUAACAAUUGACCCACUGUUCUUGGACACAGAGUCAACUGUAAUGGAAGAAAUAUAUGGUAUGGUUGGAGGCGAUGUUGAUCUAAGUUGCAUCAGUCCUGGAAAAAAACAUUUUGAUUUAAAUAAAAUAAGUGUUUAUUGGCAAACGAAAAAUGAACCACUCAAAACUAUUAAUGCCUAUAUUCCUGGAGAUGAUACCUCUCAAUAUAUUGAUUCUAAGUAUCAGAACAGAACAUCAUUGAAACUUGAAAAAAUGGAAAGAGGCGAUUUUUCUCUACAUUUGUCUAACAUCACCAUAAAAGAUGAACUGGAAUUGGAAUGCAUUGUUGUAAACAAAUCUAGUACUGACCCUCUUUUCAGAUCUACAGUUAAUCUUCAUGUGGCAGCAAACUAUAGCAUUCCAGUAGUAGAAGCUCCAAAGAAGACCAAUGAUACAGAAGUUACUUUUACCUGCACUUCCCACAAUGGUUUUCCAAAGCCAAAGAUUUACUGGGUAAACAAAACAGAUAAUAGUUUGCUUAAUCAAAGCCUACAAAAUGAUACCUUCACCAUCAAUGAGAAAGGCUUGUACAGUGUCUCCAGUGUGCUGAAGAUUGCUUGGACUCCUAACAUCAGAGUUGAAUGCUGUAUAGAAAAUGUGAACCUACAGCAAAACCUAACAGUUCAGUCAAGCUUUCUCCUUUCUCCAGACGGAAGCACAGAUCAUCGUAUAAUCACCACUACCCCAAAUCAGUCUAUACCAUCUGGGAAAACAUCAAUUAUUACCUUUUUUAUUAUAUUUGGAAUUGUACUUGUGAUUCUUCUGAUGGCUGUGAUUUCAUUUAGAAAGCUACGUAAGAACAAACAUCAUUAUGGAGAUUACAGAGGUCCCCAGGGAAAUAGACAGAUGGCAGAAACCACCGACUACAUUUGAAGGAGACCAAUGCAAAACUAGAUACCUGACUAUAAACUACCACAUGACAAAGGCAAUUUUGAUUAGACACUGCAUGACCAAACAGUCUUCUGCUACAGAGAAGAAAUGACGUACUCUCAAACAAAAAGAAAAGGAAUUGAUUACCUUCUACUUUUCUACUCAUCUUCCAAAGAAGAUUAAAAAUAGCCAUCUGGAACUCAAAACAUUGGGACUGUUUCUUUGAGAAACUGGAGUACUGUUGUAUUAUGGAAAUGUCAUGGUUGCAACUCUUGAAAAGUGCUGACUGCAUGGAAGCUAAAUGGUGAAGUGAAUAAUGCACUGGCCCUGAAGUCAGAAGGACCUGAGUUCAAAUCCAUUCUUAGACACUUAAUUCUUACUGACUGUGUAAACCUGGGCAACUCACUUAAUACCAAUUGUCUUGAAAAAAGAAAGAAAGAAAGAGAAUUACUGAUUGCACUGAUCCCGGCUAGAUGAAGAAUGAAUUCAGGAAUUUUUUUGAAGGGUCAACAACAUUCAAUAGUAGAAGAACCAAAGAAAACACUUUUCCUGAAUAAUUGUUAACUAUUGACCUUGGUAGAAAAGAGGGAUCUGUGCUGAAGAGCAAAAGCUAGUCUUUGUUUUGUUUUGUUUUUUUAAUUUUUUUCUUUUAUCUCUCCAUUCUAUAAGUGCCCAUCUUCCCAACUUCAACUCCAAAAAUAAUCAAAAUAUGCAAAACUUGGAAUUAAGGCAUUUUGGUAUGGAGUUUCUGAAAUGGGAAAAACUGACAUAAGUAGCAAGAAUGUAGUUAAAAGAAUAUGAUUGCACUGUACACUUUCGACUAUGUGUGGCCUUGGGAGGUAGCUACCCUACUCUGGAAGUGAUUCUUUAUCUUCCACUCCCUUAGCAAUACCCAUUCUCUAUGCCACGCUCUUUGAAGACGCAAUAGUGUAUAAAAAUACGGUGAAUGCUUUUAAUUCCUGUGGAUGAGAGAGGCCAAGAAUGGUAGAUUGAUCACCUGAACUGGGAAGUUCUAACCUGUAGUAGACUAAAUCAAUUAGGGUCUAUAUUGAGUCCAACAACGAUAUGAUGAGCCCUCAAAAGCAAGGGGCCACCAGGCUGCCUAACAAUGGGCAAAGAGGCACAGGAUGGAAAUGGAAUAGAUCUAAGUUCAUCAGCAGGGUUGAGCAAUAGUGGAAUUGAGUCUGUCAAUAGCCCCUGUGUUUUCAAUAUUCUUCCCUUCCAACAAAUGAGAAGAAAAGGCAGUGCUUAGGUAUAGCAAGGUUUUUUGUUUUGUUUUCAUUCCCUAAUAACUAAAUUCAAUAAAAUCAUUUGGCACCAUAAUCCUAAAAGACUCAUACUGCUAAGGAAAAGAGAAAAUAUGGACAAACAAGACAAAAAAUAGAAUCAUUCAUGGCAAGUUGGUUUUGUUGUAUGAUUAAAAAGUAAAAUUUCA
Messenger RNA from Sarcophilus harrisii (Tasmanian devil), 2596 nucleotides. RefSeq names its product ICOS ligand. Lineage: Eukaryota; Metazoa; Chordata; Mammalia; Dasyuromorphia; Dasyuridae. The transcript is spliced from 8 exons. The record is from RefSeq and is a predicted model, not a curated record. The coding region runs from base 193 to 1164 and encodes 323 amino acids.